AUGUCUCUGCCUGACAUUGUUCUGCGUAUGCAGCGACACUUGGAGGUACAGAUGCGGUUAGCCUUCACUUUCACCUCGUUCCCACCUUCACCUUCACUUCUGGCAACCAAUCGAUUCUCUGCCAACGCUUUGAUUCUCACCUUGAGUCAAUCACAUAAUCUCACAAGCCUUGCUUGGCCCUUCAAAAACCACAGUUUCGAAACAACAACGACAACCAUGACCCAACUCUCCCGUCGCAGUUCUCGCGCCCGCAGCAUUCUUUCCGAUGACGAGCACUCCACAACUCGUCCAACCACGCUGCCCUCCCGUCGAGGCGGUACCCGUGGCGUCCGCGCAACAUCAGUCACCUCAGAGGCCGUACCCACUACGACGCCCCAAACAACGCGCAUACCAGCACACUAUUUCCUCGCUCCUACGGUCCCAAACCCCUUCUCCGGCACUUUAGAAGCGAGUCUAGAUGCAACACUGCACUGGAGCCGCACACAUCCUGCCGCCAACGCCAUUGCGAACACACUUCUUGAACCAGUCUCCACAAGCACAAACUGGCCUGCCAUAUUGUCUGCCUCAUUCGGCAGCACAAGCACACUGGACUCAAAACUAGGCCGUUUCCUUCUCGAAGACUUCCUGUUCCUGGUCACUCGAACGUUGCUACCCGAGCAAAUCGCCGAAAAUAGAGCGGCAAUGGCAAGGCUAUACGACAAGAAGAAGCAACUCGCGAUCAGGUUGGUGUUGAGGUACGAUAUGCUACGGGAGUGGUGUGUAGGCGACGGACCGGUCGGGAGGAAGGAUGUCAGUGUUGCUUCUUUGCCGCCUACAACUAUUGCCGCUACGAGUAAGGAAGUCUCUGGUGAUUUCAUGGCGAGCGGUUCGGCGGGUGAAGAGGGCUUCGUGCGCAGACCGAUGAUGCCAAACAUCUGGGCCACCUUGAUCGCCGCUCCAGAAGGGGGGUUUACGACGCACGGCGUGAGGGAGAGGAUGAAGCACUACAUCACGCCGCUGGACGCGUAUCUGCUGUUGAGCGAUGAAGAGAUAAAGAGCUGGAGUGAUCAGAAGCUGGUGGUGAGAGCAAGUCAAAUUGUGUUGCAGUGGCAGUGGCUGAGGCAGAAAAAUGAGGCAUUGGACGAGAUGCAGUGCGGCGGGUGGGAGGAGUUGGAAGGCAAAGCAGACGGGUGUGAGUGGAUUGCUGAAAGAAGGGAGGUGACUGCAGGGAAAGGCGGAAAGGCUGGUGCUGAAGAGGGAUUUUGA
Molecule: messenger RNA, 1245 nt
Organism: Ascochyta rabiei
Lineage: Eukaryota; Fungi; Ascomycota; Dothideomycetes; Pleosporales; Didymellaceae
Exons: 1
Coding region: 1-1245 (414 amino acids)
Source: RefSeq, a predicted model, not a curated record